AUGCACAACCUCACAUAAACGCACCAACCGCCGACAGGCCCACAGCACACACACAUCAAUCGCUGCCGUGCCGCGAUCAGUCAGUGCCCAAGUGCGAAGAUCAUCAUUACCGGGAAGCGUCUCGCCACACAGAGAAUUGAGUGAGCGAGAUUCAGCCGGUGUAGUGUGUGACAUCACAUCUUUACUUCCGCUUAGCGCACACACAGAGCAGCAGCUAGGAACAAAUGAAGCAAUGAUGAAGCCGUUGGCGUAUGCGUACUGCUAAAAGCAACCGAAAAAAGUGUUUGCGUCGCGGUCGUGUCUACUGCUACUGCUGGUGAUUGGUGAUAACGACGAAAAAGUGAAACAAAGUGCACGCACCAGGUCGUCAAGGGUAGCAAAAGGGGGUGUACCGAGAGGGAAGGGGGAGAAGGGAAGGCAAGUGUUAUCUUCUUUGUAUGCAAAAUUCCAACGCCGGAGUGUACUGCAAACGUACGUGGGAUUACCGGGAAUUGUCCCGGGUUGCUUGGAACUGCAUUCCCCGGUGUGCCGAGUGUGGUGUUUUCGUGGUCAAGGCAAAUCAUUGUGUGUGUGUGCGAGUGGCUAGGAUAAACGUGAUUUAUUACCUACAAUUAAACAUCAUCUUCGUACACACAAAAGGCAGCCCCGCAUAUCGGUCGCAGCUUCCGACGCGCGCAUACACACGCGCACGCAUAGAAACAGUGCUCGGCGAUGAGUCUCGAAACGAUGAGCGAUCUGAGGAAAAAGUACAAAAACUGGAGAUCGUACGUAAAGUUUGUAAAGCUAGUUUCAGACGCCGGAAUGGAAGAUGAAACCAUGUUUGGCGAAAAGCAAUCGAUACGAGACUCGGCCCGCUCGCUCAAGAAGUAUGGCAGCAUAUCCGGCGGAAGCCGAAGUCCGGCCGCACUGCAGCCCACCGACGCACUGAUACGGCACGACGUCGAGCGGACCGACACGCUGCAGGGUCUUGCUUUGAAAUACGGAUGUAGCAUGGAACAAAUUAGGCGUGUAAAUAGGCUACUGCCCACGGAUACCAUCUUCCUGCGGCCGUUUCUUAUGGUACCGGUAGCGAAAGACUCGCCCCACUACCCGAAGGAUCCCGAAGCAAUCAUACGUCCAAACGCGCUGUCCAGUCGGAUGAUGGCGUCCGGCAGCAGUGGCAGUGGUGCUAGCGGCAGCAGUAGCAUUAUUAGCAACAACAACAACAACAGUAUCAGUUCCGACGGUAAUGGGUACUCGCUGAGCGAAGAAUCACCGCUCGUAUCGCCCGAGGAGGAGAGUCGCAAAAAUCUGGAAGAAUUUCUCGGCAAAAUCGACAGCUCGAUCGCCUCGACGCGCAAAUGCAUUGCGGAGGUGCAGCGGAACAGUGACUUCGUGACGAGCAGCCAGAGCGACGACAACCUGUUCUUCUCGUCCUCGUCGGGCGGGGGCGUUAGCGGGAGCGGUAGCAGUGGAUACUAUUCGAAACCGCGUGCCUAUUCGAAUGCGUCGUCUUCGUCCUCGAUCUCGUCUUACCAGCAGUACCACUACCAUGUGCCGAGUGGUGGUGCACAACACGCGUCCGCCGGUGGUAGCGGCGCGAACCAUCACAAGCGCCAGAGUUCCUCCGGCAGUGCGGCGUCGGACACGAACCAGCUGAUCGUGAUGACGCAGGGGAAGCGGGUGCAAAGCUCGCUCCAGAAGCUGGAACGCCAGCAGGAUGAACUGUUCGAGUUGUAGCACCAACCGUGGCACGCAACCGAAGGACAAGGGAACGCAACCGUGAGCUGUGCAACGAUGGACGACAAGGAUGAAUGCUAUGAGGAGGAGGAGGAGGAGGAGGAGCAUUCGAAUGCGUUGGAAACGCAAGCUCUAAUGGUAGUUCCUGCGGCGGGACGGCACGGCGGUGGAGCAUCGCGCUACCAUCUUUACCACCAUUAUCAUCAUCAUCAUCAUCACUAUAUCGCUCGGUAUGUACGCCAUCGACAUACGUUCCACGUACAGCUACAAACGUUUGGCGCUAGCUUGAAGGGCAAGUUGGGCAGUAUUGUUAGCGUACUAAUCAAUCGGACGCGACGCACCCACGGUAACAUUAUGUUGACAUCUCCCGUCCCGAUAGUCGAAGGGGGUACAAGCCUUUAAGCGUUAACGAAACCGACUCGUGUGAAGGUUUUUUUCUGUCGUGUUUCGGCGGAAAGCCCGAAAAUAGUGCUAAUUUCACGCCCCAACACGAAUGUUCCCCAACACGAAUCACGAACCGUUUGCAAUGGGGUAAGCAUAUGUUUAUCCUGCUAGAGAGCUUUACUUUUUCACUCAAAUUUAUCAAAGACUCGUGCUCGAUGUAUUAUUUUUCGCGGUGGUCGGAGCUCAUACAAAGUGGUUGGACAAAUGCAGCGCUGAUAAGUGCGGUAUCAAAUAGGUAUGUGUUUGAUGUGUGCGAGCAUCACACACACCUGCGGAUGAAAUCGUGGUGCAUUCAGUAUUGAAACCCCAAUUUAAUUCAAACCAACAGGGUUGAUGAGAGAGGUGCAGAUGAGUGCUUAUACGAUAUAAGUUUUAAGCAAUGUAUAAGACAAGUGCAGAAACAAUCUGACCGUAAGUGGUGCUAUAUUAUAUCUAGAUAUUAGUAGAGCGCGCGCAUAUACAUUGCAUCCACCAGCAACUCACUUUAAUCGUACACCCUUCGUGCGCAUGGGCCAGGAGAAAGAUAAGCCAAGCCACCACAGCUCACAGAGAGUACAGCGAGGGCGUCCUCUUCCACACAUCCCACAAACGGUCGUUAAAUAAGGGUCGUCUUUGUCAAUGGGUGUCUCUCUGGUGAGGAAAGUGUGAUAAGUUCACAUCCAACGCCCGGCACCAUUCAUUCGCUGUAUUUGCUUUCUUGCCCCCCGCUUUCCCCGUCCCUUCACUAAGAUCUGAUUGUGACGCAGUGCCCAGAGCAGACAAAAAGCACGCACGCAAUACGGUGACAAACCGACGACCGCGUUCGUGACGUCAGUUAGCGACAAACCGCAGAAUUUGCGCGGCUAUCAAAAGCACGUUUCUAUUUUCAUCCUUUUGUGUCGAGUGGGUCGAUCGCAAAUUGGAUGUUAAUUGCAUCCACAAUCCACCGCGGUACGAUUGCUCGGGAGCAUUCGGCGGUUUGUAGGGUUUAAAAUAUUCUAUCCCUCACACGCACCACUCAAAGGACACUCAUCCAGCGCUGAUAGUGAAGAAAAAAGCCUUUACCACCAUCAUUUAUCCAUAAUUACAUAUCGUCGUGAAAUGUUUUAUCAAACGUAGAUAAAUCAAAGCUCCUAAUUGAUUAGGGCAGGAUAAAAGAUUGGUGAGAUGAGCAUGGAAUUGAAGACACAAGACACGAGGACGGACUGCAUAGCGAACAAAGCAAACACAAAAUAUCAUACAUCAGUCGCGCUUUCUUCGUUCCAUUUUCUUCGUUAGGAUGUAGAGGGAAUUUGCUGAGAUAAUUAUUAUUUAUGUUGUUGUAUAAAUUUGCAACACAAACACACACACAAGUCCAGGUGCGGAACCAAAGUAGCGUUUUACACCUGUUUUAUGCAAAAACGUUUGCCGCCGCUUGACUGGCGCGCGUUGAUUUAAUGAACUAUGCUUGUGCUUCUAUUAAAACAAGUUACAGAGGUGUUCCCCUGUUGCGAUUAAUUCAAAUUUGUUUCUUUUUUUCCCACUUUGGUUUGUGUUAUCUUAAACCGCAAAUUUAAUGUUCGAUUAGGGUGAGAAAUUGCUGCUAGGCGGUAACGUUUAAAAUUGUUACAAAACUCGCUUAAAGUGAAGCGCUAAAAAUUCCUACAAGCGACCGAAUAACGUUAGGGGCAGGUUACAAUUUCGUCUGUACAAAUCCUUAUUAUUUUAUACCAUACAAACUCAUAAGUAUGCUUUCGAACCGUUUAGAGGAAGAAAGAAAGAAUGAAAUUAAACACAACACGUUAUUUAGUUAAGCUACAAUCAAAAUUGUGAUAUCGUUUAUCUAUACUUUAGAGACAACUGCUCUGUGUGUAAGCAAUCUCAUUUCCUCCAACGCGACCAUCAAUCCCUUUCUUGCCUCAAUAAUCAAAGUAAAGGCACCUAACAUCCCCGUAAUCAGGUGCCUCCUAAUUUUAAACCAAAUUGAAAAGGAAACACACAACCAAAACGAGACCUAUAGGACAAGCUAUAAGAAAUGUGUAUGUAAAUCCAUAAAACAAACUACAUAAAUCCAUCACGAUCAGCACAGUAGAACGUUGCCCAAUUGGUUGAACCCAAGCAGCAUUAUUUCCUUGCUCAUAAGGAUAAGGAGCCACAGAGGUAACCAAUCCAAUGGACAAGACCAUUUAUCAAGUGAGAAUUACACCUUUUACGAGCAAUCGUGGCUGGUGAUCCUAUUGCUGGUGGAUGUAGUUACACGGCUGAAAGUUGCACUAGCUGCUAUUUAAAUCAUUCUUGUGCCCAUUCGUUCACGAUCAUUUUAAGCUAAAAACAGGUGAACCUUUUAGCCGUGUAACCGUACGCCCAGCUCAGCUACACGCUCUUCUCCGGCGACAAAAUCCUUCCCUCAAAUUGUAAGUUAGCGUGUGUGCGCGCGCGCGAAAACAAGCCUUAGUCGUGUAAAUGUUUGUAAAGAUACUGAUAAUAGUGUAAUAAUCUUGAAGGUCGAAUAUGCGAUGUCGAUAAACGAAGGGUAGGAGAUGGAGUGAAAGGAUUUCCCGUGCGAACAAUGAAAGGAACCGUGUGCUAGCGUGUGGUUUGUGUGUAUAUACUCUGACCAUAAACGAACAACUCACUGGCUGUAAAGUAAUAAUUGGCAGAAGGCAAAAUUACAAUGUAACGAGACCACCCAGUCCCCCCCCCCCCCAUCGAAUGGGGAGGGGUGAGUGGAUAGGAAAGGGAAUGUAAAAAUCAUACACAAAAUGAGAAUGUUAUGUUGACGAAAGAUGGACAAAGAUGAGAGAAAACGGUGGAGAAAAAAAAACACAAAACUAAACGAAAUAAAAUAUAUCUAUAUCAUGUUUAACCAACCA
This is a messenger RNA of Anopheles stephensi (Asian malaria mosquito), 4994 nucleotides long. RefSeq names its product lysM and putative peptidoglycan-binding domain-containing protein 1 (gene red). The record is from RefSeq and is a predicted model, not a curated record. Lineage: Eukaryota; Metazoa; Arthropoda; Insecta; Diptera; Culicidae. The coding region runs from base 712 to 1719 and encodes 335 amino acids. The transcript has 3 exons.